AGAACUCAGCUCGGCGGCUUCCGCUCCUCCCGAAACUCUUCCCCGCGCGACCCGCGCCUUCAGUUCCGCCUGCGGGGCGAGGCGAGGCCGGGGAUGCUGCUGAGCCGCUUCGGCGGGUGGGAAACGGAGCAGGCGACGACGGUGCUCCGGCGGCUCCUUCGGGCCGGGGGCUCGGCCAGGUCCAGGGUCAUGCGGAACUGGGGGGUCAUCGGCGGGGUGGCCGCCGCCUUUGCCGCCAGCCUCUACGUCCUCUGGGGCCCCACGGCGGAGAGGAGGAGGCGCAGGAAAGGGCUGGUGCCAGGCCUGCUUAAUCUGGGGAACACGUGCUUCAUGAACUCUCUUCUCCAAGGGCUGUCGGCGUGUCCUUCUCUCAUUCAGUGGCUGGAAGGAUUCACAGGUCAGGGCCCGGCCGGCCAAAGCCGGGGAGCCGGACAGCAGUCCCUGUCGCUGACCUUGCUUCGCCUGCUGAAAGCUUUAUCCUGCCAAGAGGCAAUGGAGGACGACCUCCUGGAUGCAAGCUGCUUGUUGGAGGUUUUAAGGCUGUAUCGCUGGCAGAUCUCCUCGUUUGAAGAGCAGGAUGCUCACGAACUGUUCCAUGUUCUCACUUCCUCACUGGAAGAAGAACGAGAGGGUCAGGCGCAGGUUCCACAUUUAUUUGAUGUGCAUUCACUGGAGGAGCCAGAAAUACCCCAAGAACAAAUAUGCUGCAGGACAAGAGGGCCGCUUCAUCCUGUGCCAAAUCGUUGGAAAUGUCAGCAUCCUUUUCAUGGGAGGCUGACAAGUAACAUGGUUUGCAAGCACUGCAAGCACCAGAGUCCCCUCAGGUACGAUACCUUUGACAGCCUUUCCUUGAGCAUCCCAGCCACCGUGUGGGGCCACCCAUUGACUCUGGAUCACUGCCUUCGCCACUUCAUCUCCUCUGAGUCAGUCAAGGAUGUCGUAUGUGACAAUUGUACCAAAAUUCAGGCAGAAGGAACUGAGGGCAGCCAAAUUGGGGAGCACCAGAGAACCACAUUUGUUAAACAGUUAAAGUUAGGAAAGCUCCCUCAGUGUCUCUGCAUCCACCUGCAGCGGUUGAGCUGGUCCAGUCACGGCUCGCCCCUGAAGCGGAAUGAGCACGUGCAGUUCAGCGAGUUCCUCAUCAUGGAUCUCUACAAGCAGCACUUCCCCACCCAUCAGUCAAGCCCCAGGGAGGGUCUGCAGGCAGAGCCAGACACCGAGGAUGAUGGGGAACGAGCGGGAAACAGCAAGUCCGUUCUCACCAACGGCACUUGCUGCACUGCGUUACUGCCUCCCUCCGUUGGUUUCCCUUACGUUGCCGUUCCUGGCUGUGGUUCCCCCAUCUACGUGUACCGCUUAAUGGCUGUCGUGGUCCACCAUGGGGACAUGCAUUCGGGACACUUUGUGACCUACCGCCGUACUCCAUCAUCUUCCCAGACUCCGCUGUCUGCCAGCAGCCAGUGGCUUUGGAUUUCAGAUGACUUGGUGCGCAAGAGCACCCUGCAAGAGGUCCUGUCUUCGAGCGCCUACCUGCUCUUUUACGAGCGCAUCUGCUCCAGGCUGCAGCGUCCAAGCCGAGAAUUCCAAGCCGAGGAAUGAUAAGAGGCGACCAGGCUGUGCUGGUGUAGCUGCUACCCUUCUCCGGGGCAAGAACACAGUGUCUGGGUCGCCAUGGACACCCCAGGAUGAAAUGGAGGGGGUGCUUCUCGACAGGACCCAGCUGAGCGACCCUGCCCAAAGUUGCUCUUAGCAUUGUGUGUAUGAUUUUCACCCACGUCAGAAGUCUUCGUGUGCUCGGGAAUAUUUCCCGCUCCAGGAAUUUCAAGUAGAGACCUCUUAGGUUCUUCUCACUUGUGACUUUUACCUCUGCUUCAUUUGUUGUGAUUGAUUUACUGCCAGUCUUUUAAAAACAUUUCACAUCUGUGGCAGAUUAAGUCAGAUGAGCAACCUAUCGCAUUGAGAAGGGAGGGUGAAAAAGACUCUUUAAGUGCCUUGAUCUUAUUUUAAAACCGAGGAGUACCAGCUGUGGCGACGUGAAAACAAGAGGAUUGCUUAUAUGUGGCCGGUGCUCUGAACUUCCAGGGGAAGCCAGUGGGGCAGAGGAGUGCUUGGAUUUCUGAUUGGGGGCUCAAGGUGCUUCCCAGAAAGCAGCUGAUACCUCUGUACUGACAAGUCUGUUGUAAUUAUGCAACAAUUACAUCAGAAUUCUUAUCAGGUUCUCCUUCGGCAACGAAAGGAACCAUGUUUCCUAUUCCUUGGUAAUUCUGCUACCAGAUUUAAAAUAUUUUGUACAUGAUAAAACUGCUGCUAAAAUACCGACUGUACUUAGACCAAGUAUCUGUGUGUGUCUGUG
Messenger RNA from Python bivittatus (Burmese python), 2353 nucleotides. It is a transcript of the gene USP30, whose product is annotated as ubiquitin specific peptidase 30. Lineage: Eukaryota; Metazoa; Chordata; Lepidosauria; Squamata; Pythonidae. The record is from RefSeq and is a predicted model, not a curated record. Gene Ontology annotation, cellular component: nucleus; cytosol. Gene Ontology annotation, biological process: protein deubiquitination. Gene Ontology annotation, molecular function: cysteine-type deubiquitinase activity.